AUGGCGGUGGAGCAGAGGAAGAGCGCGGCGGUGAUUUGGGCAUUUGCAUUUGCGAUGGUUUUGAUGAUUGGAGCGGUGGCUGCUAAAGGAGGUGAUGGGCAUGGAACUGGAGGGCGGCCCCAAACUGGUAAAUCUUCCAAGAGCACUGCUGUUGCUGCUGCGAAACUCAUGCCGCAAGAUAUGAUUCUUGGUUUCCUGGGGCUUUGGGAAAUGGUGGGGUCUUGUGGCGGCAACUAUGCCGCCACUGCGACGCUCUUUCGCGGCGUGCGAUUCUUCCUGUCCGGCUUCGAUCGCGCCGAGGAGUGCCAGUUCAUCGAUGCCCUGGAGCAGCAUGGAGCGAGCAAUGCAGGCCAAUACUCGAGCUCUUGCAGCCAUGUCAUCGUUUCGCAGCAUACCUAUGACGAUCCGAUUUGUGCUGCUGCUAGAAAAGAUGGGAAGGUUCUUGUUACCAAGAGCUGGGUCCUGGACUCUCUGGAGCAAUGCGAGUUAAAGAAUGCAAACAGCGUUCUUUACAUGCCCGUCAGGGAUCUGGCUGGGAUCCCAGGUGCUAAGAAAGUCUGCGUUUGUUUGACUGGAUACCAAAGCGCGUCUCGGCGAGAGAUUGAGGCAAUGGUAGCUAUGAUGGGCGCAUCUUUCACUAAACCGUUAGAUGCUAGGAAGGUGACUCACCUGGUCUGCUACAAGUUUGAAGGUGACAAGUACGAGCUUGCGGAGCAUAUGAAAUUAAAGCUUGUGAACCAUCGCUGGCUUGAGGACUGUUUAAGGACGUGGUCCUUAGUGGACGAGGCGAAUUACAGGAUAAGUGCCCACGACCUGGAAAUUGCUGAGGCACAAGCUAAAGACGCUCAAGUUUCUGAGCAACCAAACGAGACGAAUGCUGCACCUCCCGAAAUCGCUCCGGAUCCACCUGACGUCGAUUCAGAGGCUACAACGCAACUGUGUGAGGCUGAAGACGACUGCGUUGUGGAGGGUGAAAACGUCACCAGUAAGUUCAUGGGCUCACCUAUGGAUACCGGCAACGACAGUGCUACUAAACAAAGGGUGAUGGAUACCGUCAACGACAGUGCUGCUAAACUAGCAGAGCAAAGGGUGAUGGAUACCGGCAACGACCGUGCUACUAAAUCAGCAGAGCACAGGGUGAUGCCGAGUAAUGCAAGGAACGAGUCGCUGUCAGGAGGGGAAAGCGAAUCUCCUAGUUUGAAGAAGAGGAAAAGUUUUGAGGCGUCCAGUGACCAUAAAAAAACUGGCGAGGAUUCAAUCAGGAAGAGAGGCAGGCCUUUAAGUAGUCUUUCGCCGCGGCCUCGUCACUCGGACCGGACUAUGGAUGGCCAGAGUCCUGAUGCAGUGAAACAGUCCCCGUCAAAAAGCAGUAACGGAUCAGGCAAAAGGAUCUACAUUGAGCCGGAGAGAAGCUCAUUUCACUCCAAGUCAGGAUCGGCUGCCAAAAAAAGUGGCAAACACAAUGCAGCGGGUAUGGGCAUGGACAACAAAAAGGAGGGGAGCUUCAAAAGCCGGAGGCUGACCAGAAGCGGUUCGAAGGACAGUAUCACGGACGCAAACGGACAUGAAACUCGAAGAAAGUCCUUAUCGGGAUCAGCUGAGAAACUAACUAGCAAGGACGAUGCAGUGGAGUCGAAGCAUCAGCCUGCAAACGAGCCCAAGGCACAGAAGCAAACGGACGUCAUAAAUCUUGAUGAUGAGGAAGAGAAAAAAGAUGAAGCUGCAAAAGAAGCUGCCGAAGUACCUGUAAAGCGGGGAAGAGGACGACCGAAGAAGUCGAAGCCGAUAAUCCCAGAAACAACAAAAGACUAUCGGUUCGCUUUGAGUGGACAUACCGAGGAGAAGAGGAAGCACAGGCUUGUCAUUCGGAGCCUCCACGGCCACCUCUGCAGGGACGACCACAUCUGGAAAGAGCAGACGACUCACUGCGUGAUGGGCUCGCCGCUUCGGCGAACCGAAAAACUCUUCGCUGCUCUGGCUUCCGGACGAUGGAUACUCAAGUUCGACUAUCUGGAAGCUUGUGCAAAGGCCAGGAGAUUCGUCGACGAGGAACCAUACGAGUGGUUCGAGCCAGGAGAUGCAAAAGACGGAACGAUCGACCUGAGAGCUCCAAGGAAAUGGCGGCUGUCUAAGCAGGAAACCGGCUGUGGUGCCUUCGAAGGACUGAGAGUGAUCGUGUAUGGAGAAUGCAUUCUUCCCUCCUUGGGUACUCUCAAACGCGCCAUCAAGGCCGGAGGAGGAGCUGUGGUGGCGGUGGAGCCACCAUACACAAUUCCUCUAGCAACCGGGGUGGACUUCGCGAUCGUCGGGCUGGGAAUCCCCGAGAACGAUCCACGCGUGGUGGAGAUCCUCAAGCGCAAGGUGGCGUGCGUGAGGGACGAGUUCUUCGUGGAGUUCGUGUGCAAUCCAUCCGCGAGCUGGGAGAAGCACGUCCUCUUCAGCACCGAGGCCGCGGUGGAGAAAGCUCUCGCCAAGCUCGCCACCAUCAAGUCAUACUCAUCGCACAAGCAGUCAGGAGGAGGAGAAGAGGAUGAUGGUGGCGGAGGAGCAGCGGCGGCGGUCGUGGCGGAGGAAGAAAUGGAUCGAGCUUGCAACGUUUGCGGUCGCAAAGAUAGCGAAGAAGUGAUGCUCUUCUGCGAUGGAGACGAUUGCGAGGUUGCGACGCAUACGUUUUGCCUGGAGCCGCCGCUGGACAAAGUUCCAGCGGGAGACUGGUACUGUGCUCGUUGUUCUUCCUAAAAAUGUGUUAAAAAAAUGAUAGUCCUCUCAAGAACCCUAAUAUUUGAAUGUUUUAACAAUGUUUUAACAGCAA
Selaginella moellendorffii is the source of this 2812-nucleotide messenger RNA. Its product is annotated as BRCT domain-containing protein At4g02110. The coding region runs from base 1 to 2739 and encodes 912 amino acids. The record is from RefSeq and is a predicted model, not a curated record. The transcript is spliced from 13 exons. Lineage: Eukaryota; Viridiplantae; Streptophyta; Lycopodiopsida; Selaginellales; Selaginellaceae.